AUGAGGGUCAUCCCCCUCGGGACAAGCUGUUAUCAUCCUCUGUGCUUAAAACACACGUUUCUCUUUUACACUGAUCUGGGGCCUGCUCCUCUGGAGCUGGAAGCCAGGCCCAAAGCACAGAUCGCAGUGUCGCAGUCCAAGGCUAAAGAGUUUCUGUCAGUUUUUCACAGGUUUAAGAGAAACGUAUGGGAUCGGAGCCGUCCUGAUGUCCAGCAGUGGAUCCAGCAGUUCAUGUACAUGGGCUACGAUGAGGCAAGACUGGAGACUGAUCUCUCCUAUUGGAUGGACCAGGCCAGAUCAAAUGACCAGGGCUGGCAGCAUCAUCAUGAUGAGAAUGCACCUAUGAGCCAACAGGACCCCAGUUCCUACAGACACGGGGCUAAUGUCAAUUAUGAUUACUAUUAAAACCCCUAGAACCUAACAUUCGCUGUGAAACCUGGAGACUAUUGCCUGACUUGUAAAUCACUCUAAUGCUCUAAGGCAA
Messenger RNA from Sinocyclocheilus anshuiensis, 484 nucleotides. RefSeq names its product augurin-B-like. The transcript has 4 exons. The coding region runs from base 1 to 405 and encodes 134 amino acids. NCBI's taxonomy places the organism in Eukaryota, Metazoa, Chordata, Actinopteri, Cypriniformes, Cyprinidae. Gene Ontology annotation, biological process: anaphase-promoting complex-dependent catabolic process; central nervous system development; G1 to G0 transition. The record is from RefSeq and is a predicted model, not a curated record.